Messenger RNA from Tyto alba (common barn owl), 2842 nucleotides. It is a transcript of the gene DRC1, whose product is annotated as dynein regulatory complex subunit 1. Gene Ontology annotation, cellular component: axonemal dynein complex; axoneme. NCBI's taxonomy places the organism in Eukaryota, Metazoa, Chordata, Aves, Strigiformes, Tytonidae. The record is from RefSeq and is a predicted model, not a curated record. The transcript is spliced from 18 exons. Gene Ontology annotation, biological process: regulation of cilium movement; cilium-dependent cell motility; axonemal dynein complex assembly. The coding region runs from base 3 to 2744 and encodes 913 amino acids.
GCAUGCGCGGUAGCUCCCCCCUUUCUCCCCUGGAAGGGGGAGGCCGGGCCGCCAUGAGCCGGCAAGCGGGCGCCGAUGUGACGGAGGGUUGGCGGGCCCCGAGCCCGGGCCUCAGCCACCCCGGCCCCGAGGAGCGCAUCGCCGCCCGCCGCCCCGAGGAACGCAUCGCCGCCCGCCUCGAUGCCAAGCGCCGGAAGGCCCUUGGAGAAGAUGCGGCGCCAAAGGUGGCUGAGGAGGAAGAACAGAGAAGGAGCCACAAGCACAUUGAGGAGUGCAGGCAGAGGCUGGCCAAGCUGCUCUUUGAUGGCACGCAGAUGGUGACAAAUAUCCAGGUGGCUGCUGACUUGAGGGAAACACAGAGGAGGGCAAAGGAGGCAGAGCUGAAGCUGCGGAGGGUGGAGAAGCUGGAGGGUGAAGCCAAGUCGAGCACAUACAAGUUUGAGGAGAUCACCUCCAAAUGGGCCUUGGCCAAGGAGAUGACGAUCCCGCAGGAGCUCUGGCAGCUGCUGAACCAACAGCAGCAGAAGUGCGCGUUGCUUCUGGAGAAGAAGAACAAGCUCAUCAAUGAACUGCAACAGGAGCUAAAAAACAAGGAUGAGCAAUACGUGCAGGCCAUUAAGAAACAGUCAGAUGAUAUCCACCUGCUUUUGGAGAGAAUGGAGGAACAGAUCAGGCUUGUGCUGAAAACGUACCGUCGCGAACUCCUGCAGAUUGAGAAAGCUUUUGAGCUCGAACGGCGAGAGCUGCUGGACAACAACAGGAAGAAGUGGGAGGAAGCCAUCCAGGCCCACAACGCGCAGGAGCUGGAUUACCUGUGUGCCCGUAUGAGGAAGGUGGAAGAGUUUGAGAAACAGCUGAAUCAGCUGCGGGUGCAGGAUGAGGAGGAGUAUAACAGCAUGAAGAUCCAGCUGGAGAAUGAUGUGCAGAACCUGGAGAAGCAGCUCCAGCAGAUGAAAGCCGUCUAUCAGCUGACCCAGGAGAAGCUGGAGUACAACCUUCAGGUGCUUAAGAAGCAGGACGAGGAGAACACCAUCAUCAGAUCCCAGCAGAAGAGGAAGCUCAACCGGCUCCACAGUUUGCUCAAUAACCUGCGAACAAAACUGGCCAACCAAGAGAAGCAGUUCAGAGAGGAGAACCAGAGCCUGGCAGACGACUGCAAGCGCAUCAUGGGGCAGUGCAAGGAGGUGAAGAGGAGGAUGAGGCACUUUGCUGUCAGCGACGCUGAGAAGUUCACGGAGGUCUGGCUUAUGAAGGAGGAGGAAGCCAAAGGCCUGAUGCGGAAAGCCCUCGAUGCAGAUCGAAUCAUUCACACCCAGCAACUGGGGCUGCCCUGGGAAGAGCCUCAUUACUGGUUCCUGAACAACGUCGGCCCCCUCGGGCAUUCCAGUGUGAAGAGGAUGGCGACCAAGCUGGCUGCGGAGGUCCUGACAGAGAGCAGCUCUGGAGAACAGGAGGAGGAAGGGAGAGAGAAGGAGGAGAAAGAAGUGGGAAAUGGAGAAGGAGGAAAAGAAAACACAGUGAAGGUUAAGAAUAGAGUCACACCUCUGCGAAAUAUCUCCAAGAAGACUGCCAAGAGGAUCCUGGAGCUCAUGAGCGAUGAGUUGGGUUUCCUCGUUGAGAACAAGCUGCUGAGGCCCUUGGACUCGCUGGGGAGGCACGAGCGCAUCCUCAUGAAGCUCGACUCCAUCUUUGCGGCCUUCGAGAUCGACAGUGAGGAUGACCUGUACCAUCUGAUGGAUUUUUUCCUCAAGUACAAAGCCCAGGAGGUGGCUGUCAGCCAGAUCCAGGGCAUCCCAGGGGGAGAAGACGUCACAGAUCCAGCUGAGGACAGAGAGGACGGUGGAUCUGGUGCCCAGAGGGACAAGCUCAAAUCCCCUUGGAGCUCUCCGGGCUCCCUUCCAGCUGUGUCCAUCCACGCUGAUGAUGUCCUAAAGAUCCUGAAAGCAUUUGUGAGGGACUUUGACAAGCUGAGGGAGAAGGAAGGAUCAACAAAGGAGGUGCUACCGGUACGGGACAGCUCUAAGGACGGGGAAUACUGGGAAGCCCUGGCACGCGUUAUCCCCGAGCCGACGUUGAAGCUGUGGGACGCGUUGGUGGUGGCACUGGAGGAAUAUUACGAUCCCAGACACAGGACCCGCUGCCCCGAGCCCAUCGGUGUCAGGCUCGGGGUGCUUCUCCCCACAGGCGAACAGCAAGCUGCUCUCCCCUCCCACGCAGUGGUUGCCCCUGAAUUUCUCCUGCCCCGGGAAAGCGCAGCUGUGAGCGCCUGUGGCCUGCGAGGAGCACCCCCUCUCACCUCUGAAGAUAUUGGGGAGCCGCAGCCAAGCACCUCCCGAUCCAGGGGACUCACAGCACUGUGGGGAAGCAUUUCCCCACUCACACCACCGAGCCGUGCAGUCUGCGUCCUCCCUUCCUUCCUCAGAACCUCCACCUCCCACAGGCCAGCAUCCCCACCGCCCCUAGGCUUCGGGAGAAACCCCACCUUUCUUUAUACCUUAUUCCUCACUUUUCCUUUUGCUGCCCCACCACCUUUUCUCCCAACUACUUUUCUCUCAGCAGUCCUGGUGUUGCUACCAUCCGUACCUAAAUUCUGCAUUUCCACGGCUCCGUCAGCCCAAGGCGGUGCUGCCAGGCAGUUAUCUCCAGGAGGGCUGCAUCACAUCCACAAUUCCCUUCCUCCCCUCUGGUUCACACCAUUUAUAUCUCAUUCCCAGUCUCCGCUUCCUGGCCAGCUUUAUCUUUAGCCUUGACUCCCCUGCCUAAUGCCCACGAACAGUUUCUGAUACCAGAGGAAAAAAAAAAAAAACAAAGACACAAAAAAAAAAACCCAAAACCAAACAAA